This is a messenger RNA of Aphidius gifuensis, 5042 nucleotides long. RefSeq names its product ras GTPase-activating-like protein IQGAP1. Gene Ontology annotation, molecular function: calmodulin binding; GTPase activator activity; actin filament binding. Gene Ontology annotation, biological process: regulation of GTPase activity; regulation of actin cytoskeleton organization. NCBI's taxonomy places the organism in Eukaryota, Metazoa, Arthropoda, Insecta, Hymenoptera, Braconidae. Gene Ontology annotation, cellular component: cytoplasm. The record is from RefSeq and is a predicted model, not a curated record.
AUCAAUGGCAGUUGAUUUUAAAUUUCUAGAAUGUUAACGUAUUUGUUGUUGUUGCUGUUGAUGCUACAAUUAAACGACAUUUAAGUGAAAUCAUAACAAAACAAAUAUUUAUACUUGUGUUAAUAAAUAAACAAAUAAAAAUGACAGAAGUUAGCGCUGAAUCUAUAAUUUCAAACAAUGACACUGAUGUUCGUAAGUCAGCUGAAGAAAUGGAUGAACAAAGACAAAAAACAACAGCAUACGAAUAUUUGUGUCAUUUAGAAGAAACAAAAAUAUGGAUGGAAGCAUGUCUUCAUGAAGAGCUACCACCAACAACAGAACUUGAAGAAAAUUUUCGUAAUGGUAUUUAUUUAGCAAAACUUGCUAAUUUUAUGGAUCCAAUUGGUGUUCCAUUAAAAAAAAUAUAUGACAUUGAACAAAGAAGAUAUAAAAUUGCUGGUUUACAAUUUCGUCAUACUGAUAAUAUUAAUUUGUUCAUUACUUGUAUGAAAAAAAUUCAAUUACCAUUGACAUUUCAACCAGAAACAACAGAUAUUUAUGAUAAAAAAAAUAUGCCAAGAGUUAUUUAUUGUAUACAUGCAUUAAGUACACAUUUAUUUAAACUUGGUAAAGCACCACAAAUACAAGAUUUAUAUGGUAAAGUUAAUUUUACUGAUGCUGAAAUAAAUGCUGUUAAAGAAGAGCUUAAAAAAUAUGGUAUACAAAUGCCAGCAUUUCAAAAAAUUGGUGGUCUUUUAACAAAUAACAUGGCUGGUGAUACAGCAGCACUUCAUGCUGCUGUUAUUGCAAUAAAUGAAUGUCUAAUAGAACCAUUAAAACUUGAUGAACUAUAUGAAAGUUUAAGCAACACAUCAGCAAGAUUAAAAAAUAUAAUUUAUGACCAUAUAAAUAUUUAUUAUGACAUACUAAUGAUUGCAAAAGAUGUUAAAAAACAAGCAGCUAUUAAUCGUUCAUUGAAUGACAGUUAUAUUGCUGAUGCAUAUGAUGAGCUGCUAACACAAGCUGAAAUACAAGGACACAUCAAUAAUAUAAAUUGUCGUUGUGCAUAUGAUAAAGUAUUAAAAUCAUUAAACACUGGUGGUGAUGAAUUGCUGGUGGCAUUGAAAAAUCCAAAUUUAAAAUUGGAAAAUAUCAUGACAAGUAAUGUUGAUUUAUAUCAGGGUAUAUUGAAAAUACUUGUUAGUAAUAAUAGUGAUGAUAAUGAUGAGUAUUUUAAGAGUAGCUGUCAUUGGUCUGAUGUGCUACAAAAAAAAAUAAACAUUGCAAAUGACGUUGCUGAUAGAAGUACAAGACAACAACAAGCUGUUGAUGAUUUGAAUAAAUCACUUGAUAAUAAUUCAGAGGAAGAAUUUUAUAAAGCAUUAAUUACAGAUUUAUGGGUAGCUGAUUAUGUUGAUGUAUUUUGUGUACCAUUAUAUUUUUGGGAAUUAAAAAUUGAUCGUAUUGAUUCAAAUGCUGAUAUAACAAUGGAAGAUAUUAGAUCAAGUAUACGUGUGUUGACAGCUGUUGGUUGUAUAACAAAAGCUGUUGAUAUUGGUGAUCCAGAACUUGUUUAUCAGGCAUUAAAAAAUCCAGAUACACAUGUACAAGGUAUUGAUGAAUAUAAUAAAGUAAAAUAUUAUCAGGCACUUGAACAGGCACGUUUUAAUAAUCAAAAUAAUGAUAAAAAAUUAUGUACAAUAUUGACAUACAAUGACAUACAAGAAUGCAUUGAUUAUGUCAAUGAACAAUGCUGUAAUGAUGAUGAAGCAAUUAAUAUAUUACGUGAAUUAAAUAAUGCUGUUAAAUUAAAUAAUAGAUCAAAUUUAAUAAAAGCAUUAUGUAGUUUACAUUUAAAAAUUAAUAAAACAAUAUCAUCAAAUGAUGUAUCAUUGUAUUUAAAAUUAUUUCAUUGUUGUCUUGAUAAUAAAAAUAAUGAUGCAUCUGAAUUAUGGCUUGAUGAUAUUGAAUAUGUUGUUGAUACAGUUGAUGAACAAAUAAAACAUGUUAAAAGUAUCAUUGAAAUAUUAACUAACUUAAAUAAUGCCAUUGAAAGUAAUAAUAUUAUUGGAACAAUAAGUUGUCUACAAGAAACUGGAAUAAAAAUAAAUAUAAAUGAACAAAAAAAAUAUUACAAAGCAUUAAAAAGUUUAAAAAAUUAUAAAAAUAUAAAUUAUCAUUCUUGUUGGAUUUCAUAUGUUACAGAAAUUGGUGUUGAAUGUUUUUUAAAUCUUGAUGAUUAUAAUUAUACAUGGGAUAGACCUAAAAAUUAUGAAUCAGUUAGUCGUUUUAUAACAAUUGAUGACAUUGAAGAUAUUAUUAAAACAACAACUGCUGAAGAAUAUAAUUUACCAUCUGGUAGAAUUGAUGAGAAGUUGAUAAUAAAGCUACAAGCAAUUGCACGUGGUUAUUUAUUGAGAAUGAAAAUAUCAAAACGUCUUAUGUAUUUUUGUGAUAAUAUUGAUAAAAUAAUUGUCAUUCAAUCAGCAUGGCGUGGUUAUUUACAACGUAAAUUAUAUGCCAAUGAGAGAAUAUCAAAUAAUAAAAUGAAAAAAUUUAAAAUAAAACGUACAUUUAAUUAUUACGAGAGUAAUAUUAAUAAAAUUAUUAAAAUUCAAGCAUUAUGGAGAGGUUACACAGCUAGAAAAGCAUUUCAUUCAUUAUUAAAAAUUGAUAAAAUACCAUUUUCAGAUGUACGAUAUUUUUCUGGUGUAUUAAAUUUAAAUUCAGUUGAUUAUGAAAAAGAUUUACAAAUGAGUAAAUUAAAAAAUGACGUUGUACAAACAAUAAGACACAAUCAAAAUUUAUCACAACAACUUGAUAAUAUGGAUAUUAAAAUAGCACUAUUAAUACAAAAUAGAAUAACACUACAGGAUGUCAUUGCACAUGGUAAAAAUCUUGAAAAUUUAACAAAAGAAAAAACCUCAAGAUCAAGAAAAAAUUCAACAAAUGAUAAUAGCAUUAUUAUAAAUAAAGGAUUAAAAUCAUUAACAAAAGAUGGAAGAAAAAUGUUGGAAAAUUAUCAAUAUUUAUUUUAUGCAUUACAAACAAAUCCAGAUUAUUUAACAAAGUUAUUAUUUAGUUUACCAGAAAGUAAAUCAAAUAAAUUUUUAGAAAAUGUUAUAUUAACAUUAUUUAAUUUUGGAUCAAAUAUUAGAGAAUAUUUAUUAUUAAAAUUAUUUGGUUGUUCAUUGGAACAAGAAAUAAUGUUAAAAUAUCAAAAACCAUCAGAAGUUGUUACUGGUAAUCCACUUGUAUUAAAAAUUGUUGUUAAUUAUUCACGACAAUUAAAUAGACAAAAAUCAUUGAGACAAAUACUUGGUCCAAUUAUUGAAAAAGUACUUGAUGAUAAAACAAUAUGCAUUGAAACAAAUCCAGUUGAUAUAUAUAAAUGUUGGAGAAAUAAAUUAGAAAUGGAAACUGGUGAAAAUCAAAAUUUACCAUAUUCAGUAACACAUGCACAAGCAUUGAGUUAUCAACAAGUUCAAGAACGUUUAACACGUGGUAUUAAAAUAUUACGUGAUACUGUAACAUUAUUUCUUAAUAAAAUUACUGAAUCACGUGAUUUAAUACCAUACAGUAUGCUUUAUAUGGCAAAAAUAUUAUACAAUACACUUGUUAAAAAAUUUCCAAAUUCACCAGAGAAAGAUUUCUUAAAAGUCGUUGGUAAUUUGAUAUAUUAUCAUUUUAUAAAUGCAGCAAUUGUUAAUCCAGAUGCAUUUGAUAUAAUAACAACACCAGCUGAUCGUUCAUUGUCAAAUGAUCAACGUAGAAAUUUAGCAAGUAUUGCUAAAAUAUUACAAUUUGCUGCAUCGAAAAAAGGCUUUGGUGAUGAAUCAACACAUUUGAUAUGUUUAAAUCCAUUUAUCAUUGAGUGUCAUGAGAAAUUUAAGAAAUUUUGUUCUUGUUGUCAAAUUGAUGAUCUUGAAGAACACUUUAAUAUACAUGAAUAUACUGAAGCAACAUUAAUUCAUAAACCAGAAAUAUACAUGUCAGUACAAGAAAUAUGUGAUACUCAUAAUUUAUUGCUUGAAUAUCAGUAUGACAUUGCACCAGAUCCAAAAGAUAUACUGCAUGAAUUGCUGGAUGACCUGGAGUCAUCACCAACUGUUGCAUCAUUGAUGGGUAUUACUGAACAGCCAAUUUGUGAUUCAACAUUAAUUAGACUUGGUAAAACAGAAGUAUGUCUUGUAUUGACAAAUAAAUUUCAAGUACCAGAUACAUGUAGUCAAAGUUUAAAUAAAUUAUUUAUCAUAACAAAAGAAUUACUUGUAUCAGUAUUAAAAUAUUUAUCUGGUAAUAAUCUUAUUGAUGCACUUGAGUUACCAUCAACAAAACAACAAAAUAUUUUAUACAAUGAACAAUAUAAAUCAUCACAAUUAACAUUUAAAUUAUUACAUAAAAAUUGUAUGACACUUGAUGAUUGUAAAAAACAACUUAAAAAUUAUUUAUAUAAACUUGAAUGUGGUGGUUUAGUUAGUAGAAAUGAUGGUUAUCAAAAAAUAAUAACAGCAAUUGCUAAGGAUCUUUGUAAUAGAGGUAAAUAUAGAAAUAUUAGAAAUAAAGAAUUACAAACAUUGAGAGCAACAAGACAACGUUUACAAGAAAAAACAAAAUAUUAUGCUGAACAAGUACAAUAUUAUAAUCAAUAUAUUAAUACAUGUUUAGAAAAUUUACAUACUGGAAAAGGUUCAUUACGUUCAAUUAAAUUAUCAAAAAAUAAUCAUGAAAAUAAUCAUGAAAAACUUAAAUCAAAAUCAACAUUAAAAUAUUCGGCAAUUAAAUUAUUUGAAAAGGGUAUUGUUGUUGAACUUGAUGGUUUAACAAAUGGACAAUUUAAAAAUAUAUCAUUUGAAAUAACACCAACUGAACAAAGUGGUAUAUUUACAAUAAAAGCCAAAUUUUUAGGUGUACAAAUGGAAAAAAUUGAUAUUGAUAUACAAAAAUUACUAGAAUUACAAUUUGAAGGACGUCCAAUUAUGGAUCUUUAUGGCAGAGCCAAAAUAAAUGUCAAUCUUUUAUUGCAUCUUAUUAACAGAAAAUUUUAUGGAAAAUAAAUUUAA